AUGGACUUCUCUCUGGGCCUACAUUUGGGGCCACGAAACAAGAAGGCCACCCACCAGCAGCCUCCUGCACCCUCUGGGCAUGUCCCACCAGCUGCCUCUCCUUGUCUGUCCUGUCCUCCCUCUGCCUGUGCCUGCCCCUGCCCCACCUGUCCUCCUCCCACCUGCAGCUGCACUGCCUGUCCCUCUGACGCAGCUCCCUGCCCCUCCUGUCCCAGCCUCCCUGGCCCACCCUGCACCUGCUCCUGCCCUGCCUGUCCUCCCUCAACUUGUCACCAUAGCACUUGUGUCCCAUGCUCUGAUCCUCACUUGACCUACUGCCAUCCCUCACCUUGCCCCAUUUACCCUAGUGCCAAGGGCCGGUCUGCCUGUCCCAGCUGCUGUUUGGCCUAUAGUAACCACUGUGGCUGUGGCAGAGGGCCUGCCUUGGGGCCUCCAGGCUCCGUGGGCCACUGCAGCUGCUGCUUCAGGGGACAACGCGCCUCUCGGUGGCACUGUCUGAUAGUCUAG
This is a messenger RNA of Pipistrellus nathusii (Nathusius's pipistrelle), 507 nucleotides long. NCBI's taxonomy places the organism in Eukaryota, Metazoa, Chordata, Mammalia, Chiroptera, Vespertilionidae. The record is from the annotation of a GenBank genome assembly.